Messenger RNA from Acanthoscelides obtectus, 1437 nucleotides. The record is from the annotation of a GenBank genome assembly. NCBI's taxonomy places the organism in Eukaryota, Metazoa, Arthropoda, Insecta, Coleoptera, Chrysomelidae.
UGUUUCCUUGUUCGAAUAUAUAUGUUUUGUGGUUCCACAAUGACAUUUUCCAGUUCUAUUGAUACGUUUUGUGAGUUUUGUGACCUGUUACGUAAACUGUCAAAAUAAAAAAUUGCAAAAUUUUUCAAUUUUGCAAAGUCCAUUCUGACCACACUCCUCGGCACCGGAUUUUUUUACCGCGUGGUGCAUGUAUACUUCAUCACAUUUCCGGAACUUUUGAAUAGCUGUGAAUAACCCCCAUAACUCCACAUUUUGACCAACAUGGCCGCAUCAGUAGGACGAAUUUGCAGGGCUGGCCUUUUGAAAUCGCCCCACGUACCAACGAUAAACCAGUUUAGUUCACUCUCUACAACUAGAGAAUGGACAAAGGGCAGAAAAGCGGUAAGACCUGAAAUAGUGUGCAUCGAAUAGAUAAUAUACCGUAUAUUUUCCACAGCUUUUAGGAACUAUAGGAAUGCUUGCUGGCGGUGCUGGGGCACUACUUCUUGCAUUAGAUAGGUCUGUUAGGGCUUCGGACCUUGAGCUGCAUCCACCUAAACAUGUGUGGAGCCACAGUGGCAUGUUCAGCUCUUUAGAUCAUGCAAGUGUCCGAAGGGGUUAUGAAGUAUACAAACAAGUGUGCGCCGCCUGUCAUUCGAUGCGUUUCAUAGCGUAUCGUAAUCUGGUCGGCGUGACCCACACCGAGGAGGAGGCCAAGGCAGAGGCUGAAGAGCAGAUGGUCCUGGAUGGACCCAAUGAACAGGGCGAGAUGUUCAAACGACCGGGCAAACUGAGCGACUAUUUCCCUAGUCCUUAUCCUAAUGAGGAGGCAGCCAGGGCAGCCAACAACGGUGCUUAUCCACCAGAUCUUAGCUACAUCGUGUCGGCCAGACAUGGAGGCGAAGAUUACAUAUUCGCGCUGCUGACUGGCUAUUGCGACGCUCCAGCGGGAGUGGUACUUCGAGAAGGCCAGUACUUCAACCCGUACUUCCCGGGAGGUGCGAUUUCCAUGGCGCAGGCGCUUUACAAUGAAGCGAUGGAAUACACGGAUGGAACUCCGGCUACUGCCAGCCAAUUGGCCAAAGAUAUAUCCACGUUCCUCAAAUGGACUGCCGAACCGGAGCACGACGACAGGAAGAAGAUGCUUAUGAAGGCCAUAGGGAUAUUCUCAUUCCUCAUGGCUAUCACGUACUACAUCAAAAGGAUGAAGUUUUCAACACUGAAAACGCGUAAAAUCGAAUUCAGGCCGAAAGAGAAGUAAACGUGGUUUGGGCGGGGAUUAGAAUGCAGGACAUUUAAAUUAAGCAUAAUUUUAUUGUAUAUAAUUUCCAUCUUUUUUCCAUUACAUUGUUUUAUAUAGCACAUUUGUGGUGAUAUGUGCUAUGUAUUACCACGCCGACGUUUUACCGUAUCUGUUUGUUAAAAAUAAAUGGUAUGAAAUACUGAUGUCUAAUCUAU